AUGUCUGUUGUUAUCCAAAACCUUCAGAGGUCAGUCAGAUUAGACCUGAGACGUAUGGAGAGAGACGUCCGUUAUUUGCGACGCUUGAUGGAGUUGACCAGCUUCCAUCUGGGUAUCCAAUGCGUUGAAAACGAUUACAUAGCAGAGGCGAAUCUGACUUACAGAGGAGUCGAAGGAACAACCGAUGUUUUAGCUUUCCCACUUAUCGAGGAUAUGGAGCCGGGAAAACCUUUGCCCGAGAUCACUGACCCGGAUAGUAGAAUAUUGGGUGACCUGAUGUUGGGAAUCCCUUAUAUACACGAACACGCCGUGUUUCACGGGGAACAAUUGGAGGAGACACUAAAUGUGAUGAUUCUUCAUGGAAUGUGUCAUUUGAUUGGCUACGACCAUGAGACGAAGGACCAAUGGGAACAGAUGUACAAUAAAGAGUUAAAGAUCCUUGAGCGGUUCAACAAAAGAACAGGAUAUAGCUGCAAACCUCUUUUAGGGGUAGGGCAUGGAUGAAACAUUGAGACAUUCACUGUCAUUUGUAACCACCAUUUUCUGUUCACGGGAGACUGGAAACAAUAUUGUUCCUGAACAUUUGAAAUAUGUUCAAUUUUAGUGGUGCACAAAAACGGAAUGAAUGAUUAAACCAAUGAAGUUUGAUGUAAUUUCAACCAAUAGAGUGUCGUCAACAACCAAGCCAAGACAUGAAAGAUAGGAUGCAAAUAUUAUACAUAGCCUAUUGCAUUCAAGGUUGACUGCUCAGGCCAAUAGUUUGAAAUUGUCAAAUGGCGCAAAGCUUCGGAACACUUCUGCCUUUAUCUUAUCUAAAUGUUGACGGUGUCGGUAAUUGUUAAAUUAUUAAUGAAGUGAUUCCAUGGAGUGAUAUUUCUGAUAUUUUCCAUGUUAUAGUAUUUCUGGAAACGAACAAUAUUUCAAUAGGCUGUUGACAAAUAACCCCAUAAAAUCCAGCAAAGCUAAUUCAAACGUACUGUCAAAGGAAUACAGACCAUGAACAUGUACUAGCAAAUCAUAUGCUAGACCUUGUUGCAUGCCUUCAUCAUGAUCAUUAUAAAUUUAUAUCAUUUUUAUUUUCUUGAUUUCUUGACAAAUAUAUCAUUAAAAUACUUUGAUGCAGUUUUGAGAAACUGUUUCGUUCACAUUUAUUGUCACUUAUUGGCACUGUUAACAAAAACCCUGUC
Ylistrum balloti is the source of this 1187-nucleotide messenger RNA. RefSeq names its product endoribonuclease YbeY-like. The record is from RefSeq and is a predicted model, not a curated record. Lineage: Eukaryota; Metazoa; Mollusca; Bivalvia; Pectinida; Pectinidae. The transcript has 3 exons. Gene Ontology annotation, biological process: rRNA processing. Bases 1 to 504 code for a protein of 167 amino acids. Gene Ontology annotation, molecular function: metalloendopeptidase activity.